ACUUACGAAUACGACUACUUCCGGUUUAGUGCAAAAUAAACCCGCGAGCAGCGUUAGCAAAGCGGUAGAUCAACGGUAUUGACGCUUUACUUUUGUUGUGAAUGAAGUGAACAAUGGGGGAGACACCAAAUGAGUUCAAGUUGAAAAAUUCGCCAGAAGAUGGAAUUUCUGCAGUCAAGUUCGGCCCCAACACAAAUCAGUUUCUGCUGGUGUCAUCAUGGGACACCAGUGUCAGGCUGUACGACAUUGUCACUGACAAUAUGAGAAUGCAGUAUGGUCACACUGCACCUGUACUGGACUGUUGUUUUCAAGACACCGUUCAUGCAUACAGUGGAGGACUUGACAAUACUCUCAAGAUGUUUGACUUCAACGCCACAACAGAGACCAAUGUCGGGAACCAUGAAGCUCCAAUCCGCUGUGUGGAGUUCUGCAAUGAAGUCAACGUUGUGAUCACUGGCAGCUGGGACUCAACAGUCAAACUAUGGGACCCACGCACACCAUGCUGUGCAGGCUCCUUCUCCCAACCUGACAAGGUGUACACAAUGUCUGUGUGUGGGGAUCGGUUGGUGGUUGGGACAGCAGGAAGGAAGAUCCUUGUGUGGGAUCUGCGGAACAUGGGCUACGUACAGCAGAGACGAGAGUCUAGUCUCAAGUACCAGACUCGUUGUAUCAGGACCUUCCCAAACAAACAGGGCUAUGUCCUCAGUUCAAUUGAAGGUCGCGUAGCUGUGGAAUACCUUGACCCCAGUCCAGAGAUCCAGAAAAAGAAAUAUGCCUUUAAGUGUCACCGUAUCAAGGAAGGUGGGGCUGAGCUCAUCUACCCUGUCAACGCCAUCGCCUUCCACAGUGUCUACAACACCUUUGCCACAGGUGGUUCAGACGGCUAUGUCAACAUCUGGGACGGUUUUAACAAGAAGAGACUGUGUCAGUUCCACAGAUAUCCGACCAGCAUCGCCUCCCUGUCAUUCAGCAGUGAUGGGUCUGUCCUGGCUAUCGCUUCAUCCUACAUGUACGAGCAAGACGAGCCCGACACCAAACAGGAGGAUGACAUCUACAUCCGCAACGUCAGCGACCAGGAGACCAAGCCCAAGUCAUAACACUUAUCUUUUAUCUUGGGCAAGGAGAAAGAGGCUGGGAGGGACAGUGCUGUGUUGGGGCAGUGCUCUGUGAGGGAUGGAGUGGUUAUGAUAAGUUUAUGGAACCACAGUGUCAUAGGGGUGGCUGUAUACAGCAGUGCUGAUUGAGGGAUGGGGCUGUGUGAAGGGACCAUUGUCGGGGGUUGGGGUGCAGUGACUGGAAGGUGUGGCACUGUGUGAGAGAUGGAAGAGAUUACAGUUGGGUUUGAGGGGGGCAGUGUUGUGUGGGUGGUCAGCACUGAGUGGGGGGGGUUGGGAUGGGGUUGGAUGGGUGUGUGACCAUCAAGGGAUAGCUACACAGAACACAUUCAAAAAGGUUUGCAAUAUGCAGUUGAAAAUCAAAUGUGCCUAAGUGACAGACUUCUUGUGCUUAUUUGAGUGGUAUCAACUGAUACAUUGAUCAGCCCUUUCAGACAUCACAUGGAGUGGCAGUUGUUAUCUUUGUUAAUUUUUUCAUGGUACCUAAUAUUUUUACCUGAAUUUGUGUUUUUUCAGAAAACCUCAACUCUGCUCUGUAUAUUGCAGCAAAAAAGAGAAACAACACAAUUAUUACAUCAUAAAUUAAAUUUUUAUCAGUAUGAUGAGUGAACACAUUUUAUCAUGUAUUUCACGGAAUACUUCCUCACCUGUCAUUUUUAUCAAAAUAUAAUCUCAGGUGUUAACAUUUGUAUUAUCAUCUACCUGAGUUUAUAAUUCUUGUGACAUUUAUCAUGGUUCUCAACAGCCUCCAUUCAACUCCAAAUUGAACAGGUUUGGGACGAAGGAUAUUGUACAUUGUAUAUUUCACUAAAAACAUAUGGUUUCAUUACAAUAGACAUGGAGCUAUAGCUAUAUGAAUGCUAUGAAGUAAUACAAUGUUUCAGAAACCUGACAAUACAAAAGUGUGUGUACCUUUUUGCCAAUGUUAAGAUGGCUUGUUACACUAUCAAAUAAAAACAUUUCAUAUUGUAAA
Molecule: messenger RNA, 2088 nt
Organism: Haliotis rubra (blacklip abalone)
Lineage: Eukaryota; Metazoa; Mollusca; Gastropoda; Lepetellida; Haliotidae
Product: mitotic checkpoint protein BUB3-like
Biological process (GO): mitotic spindle assembly checkpoint signaling
Cellular component (GO): mitotic checkpoint complex; bub1-bub3 complex; kinetochore
Molecular function (GO): ubiquitin binding
Source: RefSeq, a predicted model, not a curated record